CAGUUCGUCGCGUAAACAUCAGUGAGAUCCCGGAUCUCGUUCGUGGGUUUCACUCGCAAAUAUAAAUAGUUCGACAGAUCGUCGCACGGUGCUUCAUUGAGUUUAGUGAGAAAAAAUUCUCUCGAUAUGAUGUACGUGAUCGUUUUGUCGGUGAUAGUCGGCGCCUUGGGUCUCUAUAACUUCCUCUUCAAGAACAUAAACGUAUUCAAGAAGCAUGGCAUACCGUACAUUCAGCCUUUCCCCUACGUAGGCAACAUGGGAUUGACGAUUCUGCGUAAGCAGUCUUUAGCCGACAUCAUAAAAAAUAUAUACAACGUGCAUCGCGAGGCUAAGUACAACGGUAUGUUUGACUUAACAUCAGCAAUAAUAUUGGUACGCGACCCUGAACUCAUCAAGUCUGUAGCGCUCAGAUACUCCGACACGUUCCCGAAUCAUCGCACCUUCGUCACAGAAGAUCAAGAUCCGUUGGUAGCGAAAAAUCUCUUCUCCCUAAAAGACGACAGGUGGCGGGAGAUGCGAACCAUGCUGACCCCGGCUUUCACUUCCAGCAAGAUGAAGAGCAUGUUCAAACUGAUGUCAGACUACGCUGCUGACUUCGCUAAUUUCAUAGCGGAAUUACCGCUGGACCAAGAGGUGAUACAGACGAAAGACAUCUUUAGGCGGUACACCAGCGACGUAAUCGCCACCUGUGCCUUUGGUGUCAGCGUCGAUUCCAUGCGAAACCCGAAGAACCUCUUCUUUGUGUACGGCAAAGAAGCGACUACUUUUAACAUUGUCGCCCUCUUGAAAAUAUUUAUGUUUAGAAUGUUGCCGUCGGUGGCAGCUCUGCUUAGACUGAAGUUCGUUCGCAAUGUGAUCGCGAAAUUCUUUUACGACCUUGUGGACACCACCAUCAAGACCAGGGACGAGAAAGGUAUCGUCCGACCUGACAUGUUGCAGCUGAUGAUGGAAAGUAGGGGAAAGAAAGAAGGUAGGAACGAAUUGACGAUCGAGGACAUGACCAGCCAGGCCUUCGUUUUCUUUUUUGGCGGCUUCGACAGCACGUCGACGUUAAUGUCUUUCGCUGCACACGAGAUUGCCGUGAAUGAGGACGUGCGGAAGAGACUGCAGAACGAGAUAGAUCAAGUACUGGAGGACACGAAUGGCGAAGCGCCGUAUGAUGCGGUCAGCAGCAUGGAAUACCUGGACGCUGUAAUAAACGAGACUCUCAGGAUGUAUCCGGUUCUCGCCGCAACGGACAGAGUAUGCAUAAAGGAUUUCGUAUUGCCGCCGACGUUACCGGGUGCGGAACCUUUUAUCGUGAAGAAAGGGGAAGCCAUAAUGAUUCCAAUUUUUGGGCUUCAUCAUGACCCUAAAUAUUUCAAGGAGCCGGAGAAGUUUGAUCCUGAACGGUUUCUCGGCGAACAGAAGAAGGUCACCCUGAACAGCGGAGUGUAUCUCCCGUUUGGCUUGGGCCCCAGGAUGUGCCUAGGUGUUCGAUUUGCCCUGAUGGAGACGAAAGUAUUACUCUUUCACAUGUUGGCACGUUGCGACCUGCUACCUUGCGAGAAGACACCGAUACCGCUCAAAUUAGCCAACGAUGGUUUCGUCAUGAAGCCCGAAGGUGGUUUCUGGUUGAAAGCAGUGCCGAGAAAGGCGCCACAUCGUUCUAUAGCAGUUAAUAUCGCGAUCGACGGACACAAUCUGUAAGGAUAUAUUUUUGUUGCUUUUUUGUUGUUGUCAAAUAUUAGGAUCUCACAUGAGAUAAGUAUGAGGGAAACAUUUAUAAUUAAUAUGAAAUAAAAUCCGUAUUAAGGUUACAAAGGUAUAUAGUAAUAUAUAUGUAGGGGAAAGUUUUUUUUCAUCCUGAAAUUUAGUGGUAACUGAAAACUACUAUUACAUGAUAACAUAGGAACCGGUUUGUUGGCAAAUUUAGAUGUAAUAACACAACACUUGGACGCAUGUUACGUGCUGCGUAUCGAUUACUGAAGGAAAGCAGAAGAAUAUAUUACGUUUCGUGCUUAUGAUGUGUUGAGCAUUUUCUAUUCGUAAGCAGUAAAACGUCCGGAAGACAUGAUUCUAAUGAAAAACGUUACGUUACGAAUUACGUUCGUUAAUGUCGCAAUACGUUACGGUGAUUAUUUUCGAAAUAAUAAUAGACGUUUUGCUUAGUUUGCUUAAUUCUACUUGCAUAGCUCUUGCUCAGUCCUACUUAUAAGUAAAUUUAUAUAUUAUGUUAGAAAUUCUGCGGGUAA
Messenger RNA from Dinoponera quadriceps, 2234 nucleotides. RefSeq names its product cytochrome P450 9e2-like. Gene Ontology annotation, molecular function: oxidoreductase activity, acting on paired donors, with incorporation or reduction of molecular oxygen; heme binding; monooxygenase activity. The transcript has a single exon. The record is from RefSeq and is a predicted model, not a curated record. Lineage: Eukaryota; Metazoa; Arthropoda; Insecta; Hymenoptera; Formicidae. Bases 127 to 1689 code for a protein of 520 amino acids.